Molecule: messenger RNA, 5054 nt
Organism: Neofelis nebulosa (Clouded leopard)
Lineage: Eukaryota; Metazoa; Chordata; Mammalia; Carnivora; Felidae
Gene: CRB1
Product: crumbs cell polarity complex component 1
Exons: 12
Coding region: 252-4472 (1406 amino acids)
Biological process (GO): heterophilic cell-cell adhesion; establishment or maintenance of epithelial cell apical/basal polarity
Cellular component (GO): protein-containing complex; plasma membrane
Molecular function (GO): calcium ion binding
Source: RefSeq, a predicted model, not a curated record
GUCCAGCAUGAAAAAACUCUGCACCAGGUUUGAAAUCUCACCCCAUCCUCCAGUGUAAGAUGCUUAGAAGCACAACAGCUUUUUGAAUUGAAGUCCCUGUGUUUCCCGGGAAGUAGCUGUAAGAGAGGCAGAGGCAGGGAUGGCAUCAGGAGACUCUGGGGCCCCCGCUCCUUUCUGAGUCAAACAGGGGUCACCAGCGGACUCGGACAGAUCACCAGCAACACAUCAGAGCAUGCCCUCUGAAUAAGACCAUGGCACUUAAGAAAAUUAACUACCUGCUCAUCUUCUACCUCAGUUUCUCACUGCUCACCUACAUAAAAAAUUCCUCUGGCAAUAAAAAUGACACCAGGUGCCUCGCAAGUUCUUGCCGAAACAAUUCUACAUGCAGUAAUACUUCAAAGGACAACAGUUGCCACUGUUCGGACACAGCGAUUGAUUUGGACAAAGACUGUGACAACACGAAAGACCCAUGCUUCUCCAAUCCCUGUCAAGGAAAUGCCACGUGUGUGAAUACCCCAGGAGAAAGGAGCUUUCUCUGCAAAUGUCCCCCUGGUUUUAGUGGGACAACCUGUGAAACUGCCCUUGUUUUCUGUGGCACAAGCUCCUGCCAACACGGAGGUGUUUGCCAUCAGGACCCUGUUCACCCCGUCUGCAUCUGCCCAGAAGGAUAUGCUGGAAGAUUCUGUGAAAAGGGUCAUGAUCCGUGUGCUUCCAGCCCUUGCCACAACGGAGCCGUGUGCCAGGACGGAAUGAAUGGCUAUUCCUGCUUCUGUGUCCCAGGAUAUCAGGGCAGGCACUGUGAGCUGGAAGUGGAUGAAUGUGUCUCAGAUCCCUGCAAGAAUGAAGCUACAUGCCUCAAUGAGAUAGGAAGAUACACUUGUAUCUGCCCCCGUGAUUAUUCUGGUGUGAACUGUGAAAUGGAAGUUGAUGAAUGUUGGUCCCAGCCCUGCCUAAAUGGUGCAACCUGUCAUGAUGCUCUGGGGGCUUAUUUCUGUGACUGUCCCACUGGAUUCCUUGGUGAUCACUGCGAACUCAGUACUGAUGAAUGUGCCAGUCAGCCGUGUCUCCAUGGAGGGCUGUGCAUAGAUGGACACAAUAGCUAUAGCUGUAACUGCAUGGAUAGUGGAUUCACAGGGACACAUUGUGAGACCCUGAUGCCUCUAUGUUGGUCAAAACCCUGUCACAAUAAUGCUACAUGUGAGGACAGUGAUGACAAUUACACUUGUCACUGCUGGCCUGGAUACACAGGUGCCCACUGUGAGACUCACAUCAAUGAAUGCAACAGUAACCCCUGCCACUCUGGUGGGGUGUGUGUGGAGCUGUCCUCAGAGAAACAAUACGGACACAUUGCUCAGCUGCCUUCUUCAUUCAGCUACCCUGAAGCCUCAGGUUAUCUUUGUAUCUGUCCCCCUGGACUCACAGGAAUCCACUGUGAAGAAGACAUUGAUGAAUGCUCUUCAAACCCUUGCCAAAAUGGUGGUACUUGUGAGAAUUUGCCUGGCGAUUAUACUUGCCAUUGCCCAUUUGAUAACCAGUCGGGAACAUUUUACGGAGGAAGGAACUGUUCUGAUCUUUUCCUGGGCUGUACCCAUCACCAAUGUCUAAAUAAUGGAAUAUGUAUCCCUCACUUCCAAAAUGGCCAGCAUGGAUUCAGCUGCCUAUGUCCUUCUGGCUUUACUGGAUCGCUGUGUGAAAUUGUCACCACACUUUCUUUUGAGGGCAAUGGCUUCCUGUGGAUCACAAGUGGCCCAGUUACAGCCAAGGGCUUCGUUUGUAACAUAGCCCUCAAGUUUCAGACUGUUCAGCCAAUGGCACUUCUACUUUUCCGAGGCAACGGGGACAUGUUUAUAAUGCUGGAGUUGCUAAGUGGCUACGUUCACUUGUCAAUUCAAGCCAAUAAUCAGUCAAAGGUGCUCUUGUACAUUUCCCAUAACACCAGUGAUGGAGAAUGGCACUCAGUGGAGGUGAUGUUUGCAGAGGCUGUGACCCUUACUUUACUUGACAACUCUUGUAAGGAGAAGUGCAUCAGUAAAGCUCCUUCUCCAUUUGAAAACGAUCAAUCAACAUGUGCUUUUCAAAACUCCUUUUUGGGUGGUUUACCGGUGGAAACGAGCAGCAAUGGCCUUGCUCUGCUUAACAUCUAUAAUAUACCAUCCACACCUUCAUUUGUAGGCUGUCUCCAAGACAUUAAAAUUGAUUCAAAUCGUAUUACUCCAGGGAACAUUUCAUCUGGCUCAUCAUUAAAUGUCAAGGCAGGCUGCGUGAGAAAGGAUUGGUGUGAAAGACAACCUUGUCAAAAUAGAGGACGCUGCAUCAACUUGUGGCUUAAUUACCAAUGUGAUUGCUACCGGCCCUACAAAGGCCUGAAUUGCCUGAGAGAGUAUGUAGCAGGCAGAUUUGGCCAGGAUGAUUCCACUGGAUAUGCUGUUUUUAAUCUUGACAAGAGUUAUGGAGACAACUUCACCAUCUCCAUGUUUGUUCGAACACAUCGACCAUCGGGCUUACUUCUAGCUUUGGAAAACAGGACUUCUCAAUACAUCCGUGUUUGGCUAGAGCAUGGCAGACUAGCAAUGCUACAUCCAGGUUCUUCCAAAUUAGUAGUGACAUUUGUUCUUAGUGAUGGAAAUGCCCACUUGAUAUCUUUGAAAAUCAAGCCAAAUAAAAUUGAACUCUACCAGUCUUCACAAAACCUAGGAUUUAUUUCUGCCCCUACAUGGAAAAUCCAAAAAGGAGAUGUCAUCUACAUUGGUGGCCUGCCUGACAUACAAGAGACUGAAGCUAAAGGUGGUUUCUUCAAAGGCUGUAUCCAAGAUAUAAGAUUAAACAACCAAAAUCUUGAAUUCUUCCCAAAUUCAACAAACAAUGCAUCCCACAAUCCAGUUCUUGUCAAUGUGACCCAAGGCUGUCCUGGAGACAACAUGUGCAAGUCCAACCCCUGUCACAAUGGAGGUGUUUGCUAUUCCCUGUGGGAUGACUUCUCCUGUUCCUGCCCUGCGAACACAGCUGGGAAAGCCUGCGAGGAAGUUCAGUGGUGUCAGCUCAGCCCGUGUCCUCCCAAAGCCCAGUGCCAGUUGGUGCCUCGAGGAUUUGAAUGUAUUGCAAAUGCUGUUUUUAAUGCACAAAGCAGUGAAAUAUUAUUCAGGAGCAAUGGGAAUAUUACCAGAGAACUCACCAAUAUCACAUUUGGUUUCAGAACAAGGGAUGCAAAUGUGGUCAUAUUGCACGCAGAGAAGGAGCCUGGAUUUCUUAAUAUUAGCAUUCAAGAUUCCAGAUUGUUAUUUCAAUUGCAAAGUGACAACAGUUUUUAUAUGUUGAGUCUUACAAGUGUGCAGUCCGUGAAUGAUGGCAUAUGGCACCAAGUGACUCUUUCCAUGACAGACCCACUGGCCCAGGCCUCCAGGUGGCAAAUGGAAGUGGAUAACCAAGCACCUUUUGUGAUCAGUGCAGUUGCUACUGGAAGCCUCAACUUCCUGAAGGAUGAUACAGACAUUUAUGUGGGUGACCGAGCUGUUGGCAAUACACAGGGCCUGAAAGGGUGUCUCAGUACAAUAGAAAUCAGUGGCAUUUAUCUCUCUUACUUUGAAAAUGUUCAUGGUUUCACUAAUAAACCCCAAGAAGAGCAGUUUCUCAAAAUCUCUAUAAAUUCAGUGGUUACUGGCUGUUUGCAGUUAAAUGCCUGCAACUCCAACCCCUGUUUGCAUGGAGGAAGUUGUGAAGACAUCUACAGCUCUUAUCACUGCUUAUGUCCCUUGGGAUGGUCAGGGACACGCUGUGAACUCAACAUCGAUGAAUGCUUUUCAAACCCCUGUAUCCAUGGCAACUGCUCCGACAGAGUGGCAGCCUAUCACUGCAGGUGUGAGCCUGGAUUCACCGGUGUGAACUGUGAAAUGGAUAUAGACAAUUGCCAGAGUCACCAGUGUGCAAAUGGGGCCACCUGCAUCAGCGACACCAAUGGCUAUUCUUGCCGUUGUUUUGGAAACUUCACAGGAAAAUUUUGCAGACACACGAGAUUACCCUCAACAGUCUGUGGGAAUGAGAAGACAAAUCUCACUUGCUACAGCGGAGGCAACUGCUCAGAGUUCCAGGGCGAAUUAAAAUGUCUGUGCCCGCCAGGUUUUACUGGGGAAUGGUGUGAAAAGGACAUCGAUGAGUGUGCCUCUGAUCCCUGCUUCAAUGGAGGUCUGUGCCAGGACCUGGUCAACAAGUUCCAGUGCCUCUGUGAUGUCGCCUUUGCUGGUGAACGCUGUGAGGUAGAUUUGGCAGAUGACCUGGUCUCGGACAUUUUCACCGCCGUCGGCUCAGUGAUGUCAGCCUUGUUGUUGAUCCUCUUUCUGGCGGUGGUUGCUUCCGUUAUUGCCUCCAACAAAAGGGCAACUCAGGGAACCUACAGCCCCAGCCGUCAGGAAAAGGAAGGCUCUCGAGUGGAAAUGUGGAGCAUGAUGCCACCCCCUGCAGUGGAGAGGCUGAUUUAGGAGCAUCUGUCUCCUCGAGAAAGAGAUCUACACACUCGUGAACGUGAUGACUGUAUCUGAGCGUCUUUCCGACAUACCUGAACAUAUCAAUUUACAACUGGGGUCUCAUUGAAACAGUGGGGAAGAUUCCUCUGGCCUCCUUAAAGCCUUUCAUGGUGGCUCAACCUGACCUCAUUGUUUUAUUAUAUUAGCCAGUGACAGAGCAAUGUUUUCGUGCCAGUGAUCUCAGUCUCAUAAUUAGCAAAAGUAUCUUCCAGAGCAGUGUCUUCUGGGAAAAAGCUCCAGUCACUUAGUGUCUGGAUAGUUAAGUGCCUAUCACUUAAACUUUUUACCCCUUACAUCCUGGGGACACCUUCCUUAGUUUGCUCAUUAGCUGGAAACCGCAUUUUUUUUAACACGAAAACUACAAAAUACAUUUCUCAAUCUUCCUAUCCUAUGGUGAAAGAUUUUAGUUGUAUGUAUACCUACGAUGAGAUGUAUACUUUUCCCCUUUAAUCAUGGGUUCAAGAAAGCCAUGGGAAUAACCUAUGUUUAAAAAGUGACCCAACAUCAGCUAAUAAAAAUGGAAAUGUGGCUAAUCUC